AUUUUUACAUGAUAAUGACAUGAGAUAGAAGCGACUGUCUCGGAAGCAGAAUGGUGUUGUUACUUACACGUUUGCCUGGUCUUUUAUAAAGCAAAGAGGCUUCUGUUGGCCGAAAGACUUCUAUUUCCUGCAGAGUACGUGGUUUUAUCCGAAAAUCACCGUGCUUUAUUUUCCCUAUUAUCCCUUUUUUCCUCAGUUUGACCUGCGAAAUUACUACGUUGUAUAAAGCCUGAUUGCUCCAUGGCACAGGUCAAAUGGUACUCCCUCCAAGGUGUCCCAGACGAUGGAAGGAAAUACACGGACACUGGAAAUCCUAGUGCCUUUGUGGAGUUACCACGUGCUGGCUCAUUGCACGGAACGCUGGACUCGACCCUAACGAAUACAGCUGAUGAGCAGUCGGAUUACGGCUCAAUAGCAGAAGAUAAUCGUGAACGGUUCAGAAGCUUCAACAAUGCCAACCUGACAGCGGGUGAUUCCACCAUUGAGAACCUUGGAAUGCACUCAGUCUCAAAUCAGAUUGGUGUUGCUGGGAGUCGAAGCCGAACAGUCACCAGUACGAGCGCGGACUCGUCACAGCAUCUACUUAUUGGCCAAGCCAGUGUAGAGCCCCCACAUUCUAACCCUGCUGCCACUACAUCUACCAGACCUGGCCUGAAUGACUCUGUUUGUUUGAGCAGUGUCCUGGGUGACCUGUCCACCACUUCUUUGCAGACCACACCAGAGUCAUCAUUCUUUCACCCCAUGACACAGACCAGCCAUACCACAGUUAAACGACCACCAGCAAGGCACCACCAAGCCCCUGGUGUUAAUGCACGGGCUCAGGAAUCACCUCUUAUUGGACAACCGGCAACAGCAGCAGCAGUGGCACAUAGGAACCUCAGCACAGUUCGUCAGAAGCUAGAGCUUGGACCCAGUGUAUCUAGUUCUUCGUCAGUGCCUGGUAGUAUGCCUGAUGCUAGUCAGCCUAUUCCCCGUGUGGAUCAGCUCUGGCAGCAGCUGCAGGAUCUGAACGUUGGGCCACAGCUGCAAGCGGCUGCUUGUCACGCUGGCCUGAAAAGUACUGGUGAGAAAUCGGCACAACAGCAGCAACAGUGUGUCUGUGAUCACCUGCGGCAGCUUGGUGUCGAUACCCUUACAGCGCUGGUAGAGAGCUUGAAAUUUGGCCCAGUGCCCAGAACUAGAGCCGACCAGAGCAGGAAUGGAUUGGCAGGUCUCUUUAGUACGACGGCAGCAGUGGCACAUGAACAGAGGCCUUCUUCUAGCUCCGUUGCCGCUUCUACACCUGGCGUCCGACAGCACUCACGUAGUCGCCACACCUCGUCACAUACGGCCAGGCAAGCUUCCAAACACCACCCAGCGUCUAGCUCCGCCAUUGGUGGCCGCCAGGCAGGCUCAUCUCAGCUUUCUGCAAAGACGGUAACCGCUGAUAGUGCACAGCAAAGGCGUACGGGCCCUGCUCGCUCAGCUUCUUCUAAGUAUGUAACCAGUACAGCAGCACAGAGUCAGCAGCAUGCUGGGAGCCCUGCAUCCAAGCUGCUAACUCCACAGCCACAGGAGCAGCCCCCAAUUUGCAGCCCCCAACAGCAACUCAUAGUGUUGCCACAGCCAGCGGGUGGUUCUGGCAACAGUGUUGACAAGGCCUUGGCGCCUGUACAGAUGACUGCUGGCGCCCACGAAUUGCAAACAAGCACGUCCAACUGGUUCUUUUUCCCGCUGGGACAGGUGUACACGUCCACGGCGGCCACGGUACCCAGGUCCACAGCAAGCGCACAGCCCACCGGGCGACGCUCUCCGCUGCCCACCGUGGUACCGCUCAGCCUGCAGGAUGCUUUCCAGCAGCAGAUGAGGCCGUUCAUUGCACGCAGCCGCAAGCGCCAGCACACCCUGGCGGUGGCGCGGUACAAGCGCAUGAUGGAAAUGCAACUGCACUCGUCCUCUUCCGACGACGACGAAGACUCGCGUCCUCCACCAAAUAGACAGCCGUCGCGCCGCCAUGUAGAUACGCAUGUUGGCCACCAUCAUCAUCAUCAUCAUCAUCGCUCUCGCUCAUCACGUCAGUCCGCGGCACCAGGGUACUCGCGCAGCUAUCCAGCCACUAACUCUGCUCGCCAUAUGUCAAGAAGGGAAAUUGUACAAAACACAAGACGGAAGUACAACAACCUGCCAGAAGUCCAACAGAGAGAGGAACAGAGUAAAGCUCAGCGGGAGCGUGAAGUAAAUCGCAUGAAUGCAAAGCUUUUCCAACAGCGAGUGACAGCAAGUGUGCUUGGACGUUCAUCAAGGCGGUGACGCAGUUUGAGAAGCCUCAACGUUCCCCAGUGAAGCAAGUGAGGACCCGGAUUAAUAUUUAUGUAUCAGAGACUAGUGCUAUCCAACCGUUGCUAAGCAAGGCAAUAGCUAAUUCAAUCCAGUUGCCAAAAACUAAGUGGUGCUUGUUUUCAAUCUUUUUUAAAUAUCUUUGCAUGUACACGUACUAGUUUGUGCGAGCAACUGAUGUUUUAACCAGAUAGCUUUAUUUUGUUUAACCUUUGUGGCUUUACAUGCUUUAAAGCAUCUGUUAACUAACCAACCAUGCCUUGUUUACUUCUGAGCAGAUAGCUAUCCUUGCAGCGUCACCGUGCUACAUGUGGAAGUAAUUCUUAUUUCCGUA
This is a messenger RNA of Sycon ciliatum, 2650 nucleotides long. Its product is annotated as sialidase-like. The coding region runs from base 241 to 2289 and encodes 682 amino acids. NCBI's taxonomy places the organism in Eukaryota, Metazoa, Porifera, Calcarea, Leucosolenida, Sycettidae. The transcript has 4 exons. Gene Ontology annotation, molecular function: microtubule binding. The record is from RefSeq and is a predicted model, not a curated record.